Messenger RNA from Polyodon spathula (Mississippi paddlefish), 1800 nucleotides. Its product is annotated as zinc-binding protein A33-like. Bases 262 to 1125 code for a protein of 287 amino acids. Gene Ontology annotation, molecular function: protein binding. The transcript has 5 exons. NCBI's taxonomy places the organism in Eukaryota, Metazoa, Chordata, Actinopteri, Acipenseriformes, Polyodontidae. The record is from RefSeq and is a predicted model, not a curated record.
AAUUAUCAGCUUUUCGAUGUUGCUGAUGCAUCUCAUUUUAAAUUUACAUAUAGAAAGGCUUACUAAUUCUGCAGACGACCACAAAUACGCGUCGAGACCACAGCAGCAUACGUGUCGGCUUUAAACCACUUCCCGAGGUGGUGUUGAAACAUCUUCAUCACAUCACAAGGCAGCCCUGAUGGGUCACGUUGUGUGGCAGUGAAAAUCAGGAACAUCUUAGAAACAGACUAAACUUUUCCUCUUUUCAUUAGAGCACCAGCCAUGGAGGUGGAAGACAUUUACACUGGGCUACAGAAACCAGACCAGGAUGUCUAUUCUGUCAUCCCACUAGGGGAGAAACAGCCUGGAAAACACACAGUUAAAACGACUCUGAAGAAAGCCAGUCCCUGCAAGUGGGCUGCUGUGGGUUUUGCUGUGCUGUGGAUCCUUUCAUUGUCCAUCACCCUGGGUGUGCUCUUUCACAGGAAUGCAGAGCAUGCCAGCCUCUUUCAAAAGUAUUCUGACCUGCAGAAUCACCUGAAGAACUCUACAGACAUGACAGAAAACUGCACAGCUGUGUGGAAGUGGAUCCUCGGUGCUGCAGUUGAUGUGACUCUGGACCCUGAUACAGCGAACCCUUAUCUCAUCCUGUCUGAGGACAGGAAACAAGUGAGCGAUGGAGACAUGAAACAAGAACUCCCUAACAAUCCAAAGAGAUUUGAUCGUGUUGUCAGUGUCCUGGGCAGGCAGGGCUUCACCUCGGGGAGGCACUACUGGCAGGUGGAGGUGGGGGAGAAAACUCAGUGGUACUUGGGGGUAGUCAGAGCCUCCAUAAACAGGAAGGGGAUGAUUAAACUGAAUCCUAAUAACGGUUACUGGACUGUGUGGAUGAAUGGUGGAGAGUUCAAGGCUCUGGCUGACCCCUCUAUCUCCCUCCCCAUGAGUGUGAAGCCCCGGAAGGUGGGGGUCUAUCUGGAUUACGAGGAAGGGCAGGUCUCCUUUUACAAUGUGGAGAUCAGAUCUCACAUCUACACUUUCACUGAGACCUUCACCGAGAAGCUCUAUCCAUACUUCAGUCCUUCUCUUAAUACAGAUGGUAAAAACGCAGCCCCACUGAUCAUCCUCCCUGUCAGUGAUAGAGAUUGAAUAAAGAGGUGUAUCUGUAUGACAGCCUAUACCAGCACUGAUAAUCCUGUUCACUGCAUUAUUACUUCCCCACCUAUUUCUCUGUCUGACUGUAAUUGUUUUACCAAUCAGCCCUGACAGUAAUUAUGAGCUUGAUAAAACUAUAGGAACGCCCGGUUAGGGAUUACUCAGUGCGCUAAAAUUAAAUAUGUUAACUUCAGGCUUUUUUUCUGCAAUAUUAACACCAGAAUAAUAAUGAAUGCUGUCCCCUUUGUAUCAUAUGACAGUGUUCUCCACCCUGGUCCUGGGGGAACACUGCCCUGCUGGUUUUUAUUUCAAUUGCGUAAUUGAACCCUUAAUUGAACUAAUAAUAGUUUAAUUUGACUUUUAUAAAUAGCUUAUAAAAAGCUUAAGAAUUUAAGUUCAUUAUACAAUUUUAUACCUAAAGUGAAAAUCUCCAUAUGUUUAAAAUAAAAAGAUCAGAUUAGGCAAAGGAGCAGGGUUGGGAAUAUUAUUUUUGGUUAACAAAGCUACAAUUAUGCCACUUCUUUUUUUUUAUUUUUUACCCUGUUUGGUUGUUUUUAUCGAUUUAGUAAAAGCACCACGACGUGAGUGCAUGGAUCAUCAAUGAACAGUUGUUUUGCUUGUUUAUCUGUGGGCUCCCUUUUGACGUUUUCACUUUGGCAAAUUAGUAAA